Porites evermanni is the source of this 9545-nucleotide messenger RNA. NCBI's taxonomy places the organism in Eukaryota, Metazoa, Cnidaria, Anthozoa, Scleractinia, Poritidae. The record is from the annotation of a GenBank genome assembly.
AUGGGCACUAACUUUGGGUGCAGUGAUUUCUGGGAUCGUUUGGAUGGACAAGCGUUAGUUAUGAUGGUAUUCAGUACCAUUAAGGCAAACACUAACCAAUCUUAUUAUUCAUUCAAAAUAUUUCUCCGUUUCUGACUGGCUAAAAGCACACGCAUAAUUCACCAUAACCAGCUACUGUUGACCAACUUUGCGAUUAAACAACCGAUGACGUCAAAAGUGCAGCCCAGUUGCAGAUUAACGCACCGUUAACCGAGAAGACCUGCGGACGAGUUCGAGUUGUUUUGGUUGUGAAAAGAAAAAUGGCUGAACUGUCGGCGUAACAUUUAACUCGUUUCACGACUAACUGUUGUCUAAAAACAUGGCAAGAAGACAACUCGACGGACAACAUAUAUUUGCAGACCUGAACAGCCCUUUACCUUCUAAACAUCCACUAUCUAGGUGAACUUAAGGUAACCAUGUCUUAGCUUGUUUUUAAACUAGGAAUUAUUUUAAAUGAGUAAUAAAGCAAUUCGGCCUCGGCGGAUAACACCCUCCUCGAUCUUCAUAAUUCUUCAGAUCCUACGAAAAGUGAAUUCAUUAAUUGCUANACAUCCACUAUCUAGGUGAACUUAAGGUAACCAUGUCUUAGCUUGUUUUUAAACUAGGAAUUAUUUUAAAUGAGUAAUAAAGCAAUUCGGCCUCGGCGGAUAACACCCUCCUCGAUCUUCAUAAUUCUUCAUAUCCUACGAAAAGUGAAUUCAUUAAUUGCUAAAUAAGUAACGCCUGUCCUUCCAAACUGAAUUCCAGAAAUCGUUGUGCCGAGAGCUUGUACCUAAUUGCCCCUACAGUUUCUGUGGUGGGGAACUGAGACAGACAAUUGAACGUUUACUGCUCGCGUAACCUUGUCCUUUCACUUACCUUUAAGCCUGUCCUUCCAAACUGAAUUCCAGAAAUCGUUGUGUCGAGAGCUUGUACCUAAUUGCCCCCUACAGUUUCUGUGGUGGGGAACUGAGACAGACAAUUGAAAGUUUACUGCUCGCGUAACCUUGUCCUUUCACUUACCUUUAAGCCUGUCCUUCCAAACAAUUCCAGAAAUCGUUGUGUCGAGAGCUUGUACCUAAUUGCCCCCUACAGUUUCUGUGGUGGGGAACUGGGACAGACAAUUGAAAGUUUACUGCUCGCGUAACCUUGUCCUUUCACUUACCUUUAAAGUUUAAUUUUUUUUGUUUCUUUUGUUUCUUUUUUUUACAGAAGUAUGAAGCAGAAGAUAUUCUAUUUCCUCUUUACAUUACUUUUCGUCUUAGUAACCAUCCACAGCGCCCUGUCAGCAACGGGAAAGUUCAAAGAGGUGUGCCAGCCCGUACUUUUACCAGUAUCUGUAAAAGUUGUGGGUUGCCUCGAGAGGAAUGUCGAUUUACCUCAGUGUAAGGGAACUUGCCUUUCCGAGGAAUCUCGCUAUGGAAAGACCUGUUGGUGUUGUAGGCCUGUACAACGAUCACCAAUUGCAGUUCAAAUAUACUGUAAGAGGAAUGAUGGAAAGUUUUACAUAGAGACAUACAAGGUUGAAGUGCACAAACAGUGCUCUUGUUCAAGAUGUUUAGACCACUAGCUUGAAACACUUUCUAGAAUCACUAUAAAUUGGCGUUUUUUCUCAAAAUCAGUAAAAUUGAAACAAAUGUACUAUAAGACUGUUUUGAGCUUUAUUUUCUUAGAACAGUUUUGAAGUUAUGAUCCUUGAGUUUCCGUAUGUUUGUCGAUUUCAAUGGAUGUUUUAGUUCAUCAUUUCGCCGUCUGGAAUCUCAAGGCAUUUCCUUGCAAAUUUUCAGAAGCCAUAAGAUAUCAGAAAAAAACACUAAUUUGUAAAUUUUGCAUUUGCGUUCAAUCCUGGACCUAAGUGUUUGAAAUAAAUCUAAUAAAUGUGAAGAGCAUAACAGUCUUUCCAUUUACAAUAAUCAAACGUCGCGGUUGCGGGGAAUGAGCUUUUUCAGAGCGUUAACAUGCAACAAGGGAGACUCCGCUGACCAGUAGUGGAGGAACACCCAAAGAGUACUUUUGUUUGACAAUUUAACAGCACAAAUCGUCCAGCACAUGGCAAUUAACUCUUGUUGACGCAGCCAAUGAAAUUAUCAAUAACAUCUAAAUUCACCCGGUCGACGAGCUAGGAUGUAAGGUUCUUUAUGUGAAUUGUUUCAAAUAAAAUUGUCCGUGAUCUCCAUCGACGCACCAACCAGAUCAAAGUUUGUAAACUUGGUCAUCUGUUGUCGAUAUGUCUUUCAGCAACAAAAUGCAAAAAAUAUGUCGAUCCUCGUAAGAUGUAAGUAUAACCAAGUGAAAUAUGAGUGAGAACUCGAUUCUGAGAAAAGGAAAAGGAAAACUUUGAAUUUCAAAAAUUGGCAAUGAGGAAGCGAUUUUCAUCACAUUUCCAAACAGUACCCGUUGUGUAAUUUACACUCAGUGAGCAAUUACAUCACAGAUCUGGCGCGUAAAUAAAAUAUUACCGGGCAUUUCGCUACACAACACUGAGGUCACAUAACCAUAUAAGACUUUAAAGUUUGUUUGGAAAAAAUAAGCUAAAUUUUGAGGAUUUUCUUCGUUUUUGGACGCAGUAUUAUAUUCUGCGGAUAUCGUGGCAUAAAGGUAAGCGAAAGAGCGAUUCUUCCUUUAUUUCCAGUACCAUGUCAAGUUUUCCAAGAAGAAGGUUUAAGCUUUGAGAUAAUUAAGGGGCAAAUAACACUCAUAAGUUGACUACAAUAGGUGGUAUUUUUUCCUUCAACAAGAAUAGCCUACGGCUAUUUUAAAAAGCGUUAAUUCUGAAUUUUCCUUUCCUCAAUUCGAAAACGGGCAGAUUAGCUUUCCUCCUGUGAAAUCCUGAUUUUUCUUGUGGCGGGAUUGUAAAAUGAGUGACCGGAACAAAAUCUUUAAAUGAUUCAUAUUUUAGCAGGUCCAUCUAAGCAAAGCCAUGAGCUGUGCUUUAACUGAGAAGUGCAGCCCUUGAGAGUUUUUUUAAAAAACAUUUUCAUAUUUCUUUUCUAGGAAGGGAAUUUCGGUGUAUUUUCUUUUGACUUGUUAGAAUUGGUUAACUUAUCUAGUUCAUGAUUGUAGGAGAAAAAAGAAACACUCUUAUGGCAUUCGUAUAAUCUAAUUUUAAUCUUAAGGUUAUGGGUGGUUACUUCUCUUGUGUUUUGAAGAAGCCAUCGGGAUAACUUGUUUGUUGGAAUAAUUAGCAAUUUUUUCCCGAGAAAUAUGACGUCUAAUCUUAAAACUCAAGUAUACUUAGAUUGGGUUGGCGGAUGCUAAAUUCGAGACUUUUCAUCGUCAUGUUUUGAAUUGCGAAAUUGUGUUUUGGCAGACUCUUGAACUUUUAACAUUUGUGCUCGAGAAUCUGAGAGUUUUUCUCGAACUGCAAAAAUAAGAAGAGCCUAUUGACACCUUCAGUUAAUAUCAAAGAAAGUCACAGUGCCGAUCAAAUUCAGAAAAGGAUACUUGGUCAUUUAAUAUGGAGUACAGGUGAUACUGUGGAAACGACAGCUAUUGAAGCAAUCAACCAUUAAAUAGAGACUUAAUAACUUUCUCGAGAAAAAGUGGGAAAGAGACAGGAGGCCCUCAAUCUCGACAGACUGAGUAAAAUUUUGAGAGACUCUUAUUUCUCGAAAAGCACCGCCACCUCCAAAACUCGACAUUUUCCCUCAUCAGCGUUUUUUGAGAACCAGCCAAUCAUGUACCGUCCCGACUGGGAGAUUUGUGGCUGUCAAAGGGAGACUUCAGUUUACGUUUGUUGUGUACUCUUUUUUGCAGAAGUUUAUUAGAGUUAAUGUAGUUAGAUGGUAGGAUCAGAUAUUUACGAUCGUAGACGAGUAAACAUGCUAAAGAUAAACACUACAGCUAUUGAGAGAAUUGUAAACCAAAGACAAGAUAUCGUGACAAUAAUAGUAUCAGGACAUACGGGUACAGAAAAGAGAGGGAGGUCAUGAAGACCAUUACUGGAAAUUUUAUGUUUCGAUUUAUUCUUUCCAUCCCAAGUACCUGACUCCAAAAUUCGUUCUCAAAAUGUGGAGGACGAAAUAAACCGCGUCCACGUUUUUUCGAAACUCCUGACGGAUAAAGGAAAGUGGUUCACUGAAUAGAGUACUAAAGUGUGACGUCAUAAAAAUGAAAUUUCUGAAAUUAUGGGAUUUGUCAGGAUAUUCUGAAAGAACAAUGUCUAAGAGGCCUACUUGCUCUCAGAGACGAUUUCCCCCGAAAUGAGCAUUUCGGGGGAAAUCGUCUCUGAGAUCGUAACCCAGUUAUGCUUAGAAAACUCCAUACAAACCCUUCUAAAUUUUCUUGGGUCGACCCAAAAACAAAUUAGAAGUGUUUGUAUGGAGUUUUCUGAGUAUAACCGGCUAACAUCUUAGAGACAAUUUGUCCCGAAAUGCUCAUUUUUGCUAAGUAGGCCUCUUGGACAUUGUUCUCUCAGAAUAUCCUGACAAAUCCUACAAUUUCAGAAAUUUCAUUUUAUGACGUCAUCACUUUAGUACUCUAUUAUCGAGAGAUUAAAAAACUUGAGAGUAAACUACUGUUUGAAUGGGGAAAGGGGAGUGAGAUUUGGUCCGAAUUAUUAGGGUGGUUAAAGGAAAUCCAAACUGUACAUUCAAGUGACUUUGAGAGGGAAAGUAAAAGGACAGCAUGUAACAUAUACUGAGGCUACAAAAUACAUUGUGGACCCUCACCCCCACCCCACCCCUUCUAAAAACACAAAAGGGCAACAUGGAUGAUCUGUCAAACUGAGUUUUAGUUAAAGGCCACGGUCACGCUGCAAUCAGACAAGAAGGGCCGGGUUGUCUAAAGUAGGAUAUCAGGGACCUUAAGCAAGGACGACGACGACGGCAGUGAAAACGUCGGUAAAAAAAAAAUGAAUUUACGUUCUUUCAAACUUAAUCGCAUCUAUUUGGACCCCCUCAAUAUGUUAAAUGCAGGAGAUUUUUCCUGGAGUUGAAUUCUUAAGGAUUUUUCUCAGGUUCAAAAAGAGGAAGGAGAAUUCGUCGUCGUAUGUCCACGUCCUCCAUAAAACGUCAAAUUAGAAGGUUUCACGUCGUAGUCGCGCAGUGGACGUCAAAGAAAUGUACUAAAAAGCCUGAUGCACGUGCAGAGCUGUUGUUUUGAUCAUUAAACCUAUUGUUUUUUGAAGUUGUCGUUGUGGUCGUCGUCGUAGUUGCUUAAGCUUCCUAUUUACAUAAUCAGGGUGUGCGAGAGAUUUGAAUUCAACUGUGAACGCUUACAAAGUAUAUUUCUGUAAAUUCUCUUUGCCUACAAUUUGACAAUUCGACGCUCUUAACUGGCCAGCGAAAAUUAACAUGAAAAGUAGUCUUUAGCAAAAGAAAAAGGUACCUGGAGUAAAAUUUAAACCCGGAUGCGUUAGUGAUAGUCGGCGCGGGACGUAAUCAACCGGACCCAGAACUACAGAAAGACGUUAACUAUUUAAGCAAUAGAAAACGUUUUCCGCGUUUGCAUAGCCUGAUAUAAACACGAGAGGGGUUGGGAGAAUUCGAGACAGUUAUGCAAACCCGAGACGAAGUCGAGGGUUUGCAUAACCGUCGAGAAUUCUCCCAACGCCUCGAGUGUUUAUAUCAGGCUAUAUGCAAACACAGGAAAAAAGUUUUCUAUUGCUUUUAUAAAAUAACUUUCCCCAGAAAAAACGCAAAACUCUUUGCAUGGCACUGAUUAAAAGAGAAAUUCUUACCAGUCGCAAAAUCUUGUCCACGAAGUCUUGCACGCGUAAUGAGUUCUUGUUUUGCAAAAAGAUGCUUUGCAAAAUACGGAGUUUUCUCGCUUAAAAUGUCAGCUUAAGCGAAGAAAAAUUGACUCACCUUCUUUGUAACGAUUUUCCAUGUUUCNGAAUUCUUAAGGAUUUUUCUCAGGUUCAAAAAGAGGAAGGAGAAUUCGUCGUCGUAUGUCCACGUCCUCCAUAAAACGUCAAAUUAGAAGGUUUCACGUCGUAGUCGCGCAGUGGACGUCAAAGAAAUGUACUAAAAAGCCUGAUGCACGUGCAGAGCUGUUGUUUUGAUCAUUAAACCUAUUGUUUUUUGAAGUUGUCGUUGUGGUCGUCGUCGUAGUUGCUUAAGCUUCCUAUUUACAUAAUCAGGGUGUGCGAGAGAUUUGAAUUCAACUGUGAACGCUUACAAAGUAUAUUUCUGUAAAUUCUCUUUGCCUACAAUUUGACAAUUCGACGCUCUUACCUGGCCAGCGAAAAUUAACAUGAAAAGUAGUCUUUAGCAAAAGAAAAAGGUACCUGGAGUAAAAUUUAAACCCGGAUGCGUUAGUGAUAGUCGGCGCGGGACGUAAUCAACCGGACCCAGAACUACAGAAAGACGUUAACUAUAAAACAUUUCCUAACAUUAACUUCCCUAUUUUAUUUUUCUCCUAUUUGCCACUUUAAAUCGAGAUGGGAUCUGGGCCGAGUUAAAGAUCGCAAAGAGUUCUGGAAAUGUUGCUAAUUGACUAAUAGCUGACAGGCGCGUCCCCAGUAACGAUCCCAGAAACAAUUAGAGGACGCCUUUCGGCUCCAGUUCCCUUCUCGUUUCUUAAGUGGCGAAUUUUAGUUAAAAAAAUUUCUAUUUCCUUUCCAGGGAUGCGUUCGAGUCUCCCACUACUGCUAAGCGUGUUUGUCGCGGCCCUGUAUUAUCACGCAGGUGCCAAUCGAUUUAACACUGCCAGAUAUCAGUUAGGGAAGGCAUUGCUGAGAAGGGCGAGAGAAAUCAAUGAUACUCAGAGCAAUGGAGAUGAACCGCUAGAGCCUACUUCAAAUGACAUGUCAGAAGAAGAACGAGAACGAGUUCAACAAAUUGACGCCACCGAAGACAUUUUCGUUGGCUCUGGAAGUCACGUGUACGAGAGCCAAGGCAAAUCGGAGAGUUCCGAUUCGAGAGGCGAGGAAACUUCCGGCAACGAUGAGGCGGAAGCGGAAGAAACUGAUAGUAGUCCCACUUCCGGUGACGGUAAUGAAGGUGAAGAGGAUGAUGACGAAGAGGAAAAAAGCGACGACGAUGAAGAUGACGUUACAGAGAAGAAAAGUGAGAAGGAAAGUGUAGAGGAUGAAGAUUCAAGUGGCUCGGGACUGAUUGAAGACGAAAACGCCGCUAGACGAUCCAUGGAUGAAUCUGGUUCAGGAUCAGGGAUUGAACAGCAAGACGAUGAUAACGACAGAUCAGAAUCUGAGGAGAGUACCAUUCAAGAAACUGAGCCCUCAAGUGGUUCACAGGAAGAGGCUAGCGGCGCUCAACAAGAAAUGAACGACGUUGUUGCGUCAAAAAAGUCGGAAAUCGAAGAUGCAUCUUCCGGUGACAACGAAGACGAGUCAGAGGAAAGCGGAAGUGCAGAAGUGAUACGAAAGGGAAUCGAAAGCUUGAGCAGACUUCUAACCCCAGUGGCCAGCGGUUAUGACUUUGAGCUGUACAGCGGUAACGCGCCAAAAGAUGACAAAGAAAAGGAGACUGAGGCGGAAGGAGAAAGCGAGGAGUCUAACGAUGAGCAAGAAAUCCAUGUCAAAAAGUGCAAAAGAGUUUGCAGGGACCCUAUGACCUAUGAACAGUGUGCUGUGCCUCGCUGUGGUUACAAAAUGGGAACCAUCAAAGACCUGUGUAUUUACCUUUGUAAACACCAGACUCCUGUGUGUAGUGAAGAGUGCGAGUAAUUCGAAUCGUUCAAGACAUUCAUAUUCGCAAUGUGAAUUUUCCCAGUAAAUGUUUUGCCUCGGUUUCAUUGCGAGGUUUACGAUGUAAGACAUACUGCUGUUUGUUCUCGGCUCCAGGUCUUUGGGUGAUUUUUGACAUUUUUAUUCAAUUUUUCAAGUAAGGACUGGUGCCGAGAACGGCUAAGCAGAUAAUGUCUUGGCCUUUGUUCCUCAAUUUUGAAUAUGCAUCUAAAAUUUAGAAAAACCAGCUAAUUUUCCAGACAGAGAAAGAACAUUAAAAGUAAACAACAAAUACAAGGGAACGUUUUGUAACAAAUUGGACUGUUUGACUAGUUUAACUUUAUGCCACAAACGUAACAGUCAUACAAUAACUUGGAGAGUUUAUAUAGCUAGCGUUGGUUGUUACAACUCAGUGUUUAUCAGGGCAAUCAGCAUAACCAAUUACUUUUGAUUGGUUACCCAAAGGAUGAUAUUCAGCUGAUUCCCAGUCUCUCUGUUUGAGGUCUCUAUAUGGAUAUCCCCGCGAGUUAAUCAUAGAAACUAGCCUUGUAGGUUCACCUCCGCCAACUACAACCUAAUUCUUACUUGUGUAUGUGAUUAAGACUUAUUAUGUGGCAAAACGAGAGGCGGACACAUCGGUCCAUUGUUAACGAAUAAACUCUCCUUUGAUAGCUGCGAAAUUAUCGAAGUAAGACACGGCAACGCAAGUAGCAGAUUACACGACAUGCAGAUUUAUUUUCCUGUAGAAGUAUGUGCCUCAUGGUUACUGACUUACACAGACUUGACCAAGACAUAACUGACGACAGUUUAACUUCUUCACACUCAUUUUUUACGAAUAACACAUUAAGCAAGGUGGGGGUGGGGGCUAGUGCGAGAAACUGGAAGCAAGGUUGAAAUGAGUUUCAGAUUGACCUCGAUUACAGGUCGAGAGUUGGUAUAGACGGUAACUUAACAAUACAAAAUAAGAAGAAAAUGUUCGUAUUCUUUGAUAUUACUAUUUAGUUCAAUGGAAAAUCCGUUUGAUUAAGGGCAGGCAGCAAGCUGGGAAGAAUAAUUGGAGCGAGAGGGACGUUGGCCGGAUAUGUGAAUUGAACUGAAGUUGUUUUUAAAGGUUGUAAUUAAACGGAACUGCAAUUCCUGAGACGUCAGCAUAUUUUAAUCGAUUGCUUGAAACGUCAUCAAGUUUACACGCGACUGCCUCAAAGCAAACAAUACUGUACAGUUGUUUUAUUGUUGCAGAAUAUUGUAAUGGCCCCUGUUGAAUUCUCUCUUGACAAAACUGAAUAAAAGAUUGCGGACCUCUACGGAAACAAACUUCCGAUUAAUUUCACUUGUUUAAUUAGUGUAAAAGCAACUUUUGUGAAAUUCACAUAUCCCAAGUGCUAGAUUGGGCGUUUCCCUCUGUUCCAUUAUAUUCUCUCUUGUUAGCAGUAAGAAACACGUUAUCGCCGAGAUGAAAGUGAUUGUUAGUGGUAGUGCACACGACAACUGCCUGUUAAAUUAUAAUUGGGUGGUCUAUAAAAUGAUCAACCGUCACCUAUGGUGGCUGCUUUCAAAAGCUUUAACUUCGACGUUGUUAUGAUAAAUCUUAACAAUUUUCUGUAUUUUCGUAUGAAAUAUUGGUAAUGGUUAUGUAAGGUUAACAUUGAGAUUUUUUAUUACAUUUUAACUUGCUUAACGGAACAAGGAAAUCACUCUUAUUCCCGCUUUUCUUUUGGUCAGCGUCACGAGUAUUGCUUAUUUUUCUGCUGACUCAUGACAGGCGCAGGCUGUGAUGACGGAGUAAGAGUGAAAAGCAACAAAGUCGGUUACUCAGCUGAGUUCUGAAUUUUACCACAUAGAGUAAAUGUUUAAAGAUAAGGUGAUGUAAAAAAAAAACCCCUUGUUGAAUAAAAGG